AUGUUUGAGGGGAAUUAUGAGUCGAACUUUACUGCCUGUGGAGGCAAGGAGGUCUUCCUCGGCAUAGACGAGGCUGGAAGAGGUUGCGUUCUGGGGGCGAUGGUGUACGCGUGCUUUUACUGUCCGCCAGACGAACUAGAAAAUCUCAAAGCCAUGAAGGUUGACGAUUCAAAGAAGCUGACGGAGGAACAGCGGGAGGCGGCGUUUGAGGCUUUUAUGAAGCAAAAGGAUGCCUUCGGGUGGAGAAUUCACUCAAUCUCUCCUCAGGAGAUCAGCGCGAAAAUGCUACGCAAGCGAAAAGUGAGCCUGAAUGACAUUUCACAUGACGCUGCGGCGGACCUCAUCGCGGCGGUGUGCAAGGAGGGCGUGCGGGUUACACAGGUGUUCGUGGACACUGUGGGCAAGGCAGACCUAUACGAAAAGAAGCUGCAGCGCAUGUUCCCCUCAGUGAAGAUUACAGUGAGGGAGAAGGCGGACUCGCUUUUUCCUGUUGUCAGUGCUGCUUCAAUUCUUGCGAAGGUCACCCGCGACAGAGCCCUUCGUUUGUGGCCUUCCCCAGUGCGGCCCAACAAACGCCUCAAGCAACUGCAGCUACAGCAGCUGCAGAACUUGCAGCAGGAGCAGCGACUGCAGCAAAGCAAGCGGCCUAAGCGCGAGAAUGCAGCUGCCGUUGCUGAAAACUCACCGGUUGAGGCAUCUGAGGACGAGCCAGAAGUGGCCAAAGAGACUGUCUACGGAACCGGCUACCCUGGGGACCGGGUGACAAUCACAUUUCUCAAGGAGUACAUGGACCCUGUCUUCGGCUUCCCUGAGUUAGUCCGAUGGAGUUGGCAAACAGCGAAAGAACUGUUUGAGAAGGAGGGGAUGCCAACAGUUUGGUAUGAAGAAGUUGAGGAUGAAGAAGGGCAGGAGGGCGAAACUCCAUCCGCAAAGCAAAGCCGGAUAACAAGCUUCUUUCAGCUGAAACCGAAGUCAGGGGCAGUCAUUGAUAGACCGAAGUUCUUUGUGCGAAACAGAAUUGAGUUAAUAACUGCCGCUUCUCGCCUCUAA
Eimeria necatrix is the source of this 1050-nucleotide messenger RNA. Its product is annotated as ribonuclease hi large subunit, putative. Lineage: Eukaryota; Apicomplexa; Conoidasida; Eucoccidiorida; Eimeriidae. Gene Ontology annotation, biological process: mismatch repair; DNA replication, removal of RNA primer. The transcript is spliced from 9 exons. The coding region runs from base 1 to 1050 and encodes 349 amino acids. Gene Ontology annotation, molecular function: RNA binding; RNA-DNA hybrid ribonuclease activity. Gene Ontology annotation, cellular component: ribonuclease H2 complex. The record is from RefSeq and is a predicted model, not a curated record.